Messenger RNA from Dioscorea cayenensis subsp. rotundata (Guinea yam), 1547 nucleotides. RefSeq names its product thiosulfate/3-mercaptopyruvate sulfurtransferase 2. Lineage: Eukaryota; Viridiplantae; Streptophyta; Magnoliopsida; Dioscoreales; Dioscoreaceae. The transcript has 12 exons. Gene Ontology annotation, molecular function: thiosulfate-cyanide sulfurtransferase activity. Gene Ontology annotation, cellular component: mitochondrion. Bases 132 to 1325 code for a protein of 397 amino acids. Gene Ontology annotation, biological process: transsulfuration. The record is from RefSeq and is a predicted model, not a curated record.
UGUUAACCGGUCGGACCAAUAUCGGGCCGGUCUAUAUAAACAUCGCUCUGUUCCACCCGAGUGCUCAUCUGAAGGGAUGAUCAGAAAGCUCUCUUAGCUUCUCUCCCGAUCUCCUUCUCCGAUCUCCAUAGAUGGCAUCAUCUCUCUUAACCAGAGCUUUCUCCGGUCUGCGAUCGAUCCGUGCUUCUUCUAGCUUCGCCAAGGAUGCGCGGCAAUUCUCUUCUCAUCUCAGGGCAAGCUCGAUUCUACUUUUUGCGGGAGUUUUCUUAGUAUCAUGUAUUGGAGCUUGUGAUCGUGAUAUGUGUUCCAGGUUUUCGCCUUUGACUUAUCCUGUUCCUUCUUUUGUUUGGCGUGCUUCAAUGGCUUCGUCUAGUGAGACGGUCUCGACUUCUACAACUCAAGUGAUGGCACAUAAUGCUGAGCCUGUUGUUUCUGCUGAUUGGUUGCAUGUUAAUCUCAGGCAGCCGAACGUGAAGGUAUUGGAUGCUUCUUGGUACAUGCCUGGUGAACAACGGAACCCAUUUCAAGAGUACCAGGUGGCUCACAUUCCUGGGGCCCUAUUUUUCGAUGUUGAUGGGAUAUCUGACCGAACAUCUAAUUUGCCACACAUGUUGCCAUCAGAAGAAGCAUUUGCUGCUGCUGUUUCUGCUCUUGGCAUAGAGAAUGAUGAUGGGGUGGUUGUUUAUGAUGGAAAGGGAAUUUUUAGUGCAGCUCGAGUUUGGUGGAUGUUUCGAGUCUUUGGACAUGAGAGGGUUUGUGUGUUGGAUGGUGGCUUGCCACAAUGGCGUGCUUCAGGGUAUGAUGUUGAAUCUAGUGCCUCUGGAGAUGCAGUUCUGAAGGCUAGUGCUGCCAGUGAAGUGAUUGAGAAGAUUUACCGUGGACAAUCAGUUAGCCCAAUUACAUUCAAGGCAAAGUUACAACCACAUUUAAUUUGGACACUUGAACAGGUUAAACAGAACAUUGAUGCCCAAACUCAUCAACACAUUGAUGCACGGUCAAAGCCUAGGUUUGAUGGUGCAGCUCCAGAGCCACGCAAGGGUAUAAGAAGUGGCCAUGUACCUGGCAGUAAAUGCAUUCCUUUUGAUCAGAUGCUGGAUGGAUCACAAAUGCUUUUGUCAUCAAGCGAACUUGUUAAACGGUUUGAGCAAGAAGGCAUAUCUUUGGAUCGCCCUUUUGUCACCUCUUGCGGUACCGGUGUGACUGCAUGCAUACUCUCCCUUGGUCUCCAUCGGCUCGGCAAGACUGAUGUUCCAGUUUAUGACGGGUCUUGGACAGAAUGGGGAGCGCACCCGGAAACACCUGUCGCCACUGCUGAAACAUCAUAAAUGUUAAUUAUUAUCUGCACUUCGUUCUUGAACCUGUCCAGGUGAUACUGAUGUAAGAGAUAUUAGUUCCAUUUAGAAUUCUUCCUCCCAUCCAAGUGACAAAUUUGCUUAUUGUGAAUGUCAAUCAUAUUGCAAAGUUUACUGUGCUGUAAAUGCUUGUUCAGAGUAAUAAGCUGAAACUUUGGGGAGUAUUUUUCAAUGAAUCACAAUGAUAUGCGAGAA